This is a messenger RNA of Didymodactylos carnosus, 651 nucleotides long. The record is from the annotation of a GenBank genome assembly. Lineage: Eukaryota; Metazoa; Rotifera; Eurotatoria; Philodinida; Philodinidae.
AUGGGGUCAACACCAUCUAUUCCAGAUACAAUCGAUCUCGAUGAUAUUAUUGCUAGCACGGGUUUAGCAAAAAACCAAAUAAGUGCAUUAUGGGUACGAUUUGAAGAAUUAGAUCAAGAUGUGAAUGGUGAAGGCAAAGGUUCAAAAGGUUAUUUAACUCUAGAUGAUCUCAGUCGUGUACCAAAAUUUGAUGAAAAUCCCAUGGCGUCACGUUUAAUGAAAGUUAUUUUUGAUGAUUUUGGAACGGAUGGUAAAUUAAAUUUUAAACACUUCGUUCAAUUUAUGAGUAUAUUUUCAAGACGUGAAUCAUCAUUACGUACAACAGCGGAUACUAGCAAAAAAAUAUUAAAAAACGAUGAAUCAGAUGUUAGCUAUUCUAUGCACGAUACAAAUGUUGCAAGAAAAAUUAAAUUUAUCUUUCGAAUGUACGAUAUUGAUCGUGAUGGCAAAAUUUCGAAAGAAGACGCACAAGAAACACUAAAAAUGAUGGUUGGUAAAAUUAGUGACGAAGAAGCAUCAAUCAUAGCUGAAAGAGUAAUUGGUGAAUUUACAGAUAAUAAUCCCAAUUCUACCGUUGAUUUAUCGACUUUUGAAAACACAUUAAAAAUACUUGACUUUAACGAAAAAAUGGGUUUAAAAUUAUUAAAAUAA